This is a messenger RNA of Anopheles marshallii, 4839 nucleotides long. RefSeq lists its product as uncharacterized. NCBI's taxonomy places the organism in Eukaryota, Metazoa, Arthropoda, Insecta, Diptera, Culicidae. Gene Ontology annotation, molecular function: serine-type endopeptidase inhibitor activity. The record is from RefSeq and is a predicted model, not a curated record. The transcript has 7 exons. Gene Ontology annotation, cellular component: extracellular region; basement membrane. Gene Ontology annotation, biological process: cell-matrix adhesion. The coding region runs from base 1 to 4839 and encodes 1612 amino acids.
AUGAAGUUGAUCGAUCGACUGCUGGACAAAUGCUUCCAACGCCACGGGGCACUCGUGCUUAUCGUCGCUGGACUGCUGUGUCUCCAGAUUACCACUAGUGAUAGUACACCGUUAGACGAUAGCAAUAGUAAUAGUGGCAGUAUUAGUAGUAGUGAAACGCUAGAAUUAACCGCAUGUCAGCAUCUGAGGCGUGCGGAGGCGCGUCGCGCCAAGUCAUUAGGCGAUAGUCUGCUGCAAACGGUCCGGAUACCACGAUGUACCGCGCUGGGUGACUUCGAGCCGGUGCAAUGCUCCAACGAGCUUAACGGCACCGAGUGCUGGUGUGUGGACGAGUAUGGCGUGGAGAUUACGGGCAGCAGGCGUAGCCACGCGGAUGACGUCAACUGUACCCGGGUGGAUAACCACUGCCAGGCAUCCAGUUGCCGCAUGUUCUGUCCGGCCGGUUUCGCGAAGGACCUGGCGUCCGGUUGUCCCGUUUGCCGUUGUCGUGAUCCGUGCGAGGACAUCCAAUGCCCACGGGGUCAGCAGUGUGAACCGCAGGAGGUACAGUGUAAGACCGAACCCUGUCCACCGAUUCCAACGUGUCGUAAAGCGCGCAGCCUGAAUGACCUCUGUCCGGCGGGACAACCGCUAGCGAUCACGGGCACCGUGCGUCCCUUCCUGUGCGGAACGGACCCUGGCAAACCGAGCUGUCCACCACUGUACCGCUGUUUGGUGCAGGGUGGCAACGAUUAUGGCGUAUGCUGUCCGGCUUCGUUACAGUUCGAGAAGCCCGGUAGCUGUCCGCGGGCGAACGAAAUAGAGUCGACGGACAGUACAGGGUUCCUGUGCGGCACGCCCUGCAGUCACGAUCUCGAAUGCCCACAGAUGCAAAAGUGUUGCCAGUCCGAUGGUUGUGGCCGGAACUGUCAGCAGCCGCAUAAUGUCACUGUCUGCCAUCAGGCACGCAUGCUGUCGGAGCUACUGUCGGUGAAUGAGCGCGAGGGUCGCGGUUAUGUGCCACAAUGUGAUGGACCCGGGGGCAGCUUCUCAACGCGCCAAUGCUCCCGAAACGGGCUCGUUUGCUGGUGUGUGGAUCCGAAAACUGGUAACAAGGUAAAGGGAACGAUGGGAGCGGCUACCACCGUGAACUGUGAAGGUGUGGAGAAUAUGAUCGGAGGCCGUAGUGGCGGACGAAGCGUGGACGGCGCACAAACGCUUUGCGACCAUAACAUCUGUGCGGCGGUCUGCGAGUAUGGUUUCAAGAAUGACCACAACGGAUGUCCAACGUGUGAGUGUUCGGAGCCGUGCGAGGGAUACCUUUGCCCAAGCGGAUCGCACUGCGAAGUGGCGAAGGAUCCGAAAUGUGAAGCGUAUUCCGGUCUUUGCUCGUCCGAGCCAGUCUGCAAGCCGGAUCUCGUGUACUCAAACCCGUGUGAGAUCGGUACACCGCUAGCAGACAACAUCACCGGUGAGCUGCUAUUCUGUCAUAUGGAGCGUCUUAAGAGUCGCGAAUAUCAAAGUCGUACCUUCUUUGACGAUGACGAACAAGACGAGGAACAAAAUGGUCGGAAACGAUCAAUGUCGAAUACGAUAAUGUGUCCGGUGGAUACGCAUGAGUGCCGUAAGCUGCAUGGCGAAUCCCGCAGUGUCUGCUGUCCUUUGGUGGUCGAAGGUGAAGAUGAGGAGGUGACAGAAGAACGUCAACAAUCGAUGUGUGAAUAUCUGCGCGACUUUUCCGACCGUAUGGAAGGUACGGUGGAGGGGAUGGAACUUGCACUGCCCCCACCGUCCUGUACGUUAGACGGAGGCUACCAGGCAAUGCAGUGUAUUACUCGUAAAACGAAGGUCAAAGUAUCCGAACAGCGGAAGUACAUCGAGCAGAACAGCAUUCGACGUAUGAGAAAACUCCUGGAAGAUGCAUCCGUCGCAGGGCAUGCGUCCGCAACCACGACCGCUUCCUCCACAUCAUCAACUGCUCCCGAAGUUAGUUCUGUAAAUCCACCAGUUCGUGCACGACGUGCUGCUAAUCCUGGUCCUGACAGCACGCUCAAACUAUUGCCCGUUAGCGAUGUAGAACAGAUGAUUGGAGGUGAUCCGACCGGGAUUUACACCAUGCCCGGGUAUCUGGCCGUUCAAGCACGCUCGGCAAAGAUCAUCGAUUUCAAUCGUCUCGAAUCGAAGAACGGUAACGCGAACCUCGACAAACCGGAAAUUAAGCCGUCUACGCUGUUGAAACGUCCACUCGUCGUUCCGACGCUUCCCACGCCAAUGCAAGAGCAGCUGGUAGACGUAGAGAUUGAGGAGUGUUGGUGCACUGAUGGUUUCGGUACGGAAAUACCCAAGACUCGUGGAUUCAACGCAACGACCAAGAGUUGUGAAGCGUUACGAGAAUCUCUAGACUGCUUGGACCUCACGUGUCGUAUGGGCUGUGAUUAUGGGUUUGUGUUGGAUCCUGAUACACAAUGCCCAUCGUGCGAGUGUCGCGAUCCGUGCGACAGCAUCAACUGCCCGGAUGGCCAAGAAUGUCGCUCGGUCGAGGUGUCUUGCGAGGGCGAGUAUUGUCCACCGGUACCGGCCUGUUUCCCCAAGAAGCCCGGCCAGUGUCCUUUCCUGGUGCCUCCUGGAUCGGAGAACUCCGAAUCAGACUCGUGCGAGUACGAAUGCCGUACCGAUGCGCAUUGUGACGGAUCGAAGCGUUGCUGCUCAAAUGGCUGUGGAACGCAGUGUGUUGAGCCACAGCUGAAGACUGCUUGCCAGCAUCUGCAAACGAUUCAACUGCAUCAAGCGUCUGAGCUGGGAAUUCCACCGAAACAGAAGUACAUCGCGCAGUGUGACAUCGAUGGCAGUUUCCGAACGAUACAGUGCGGCCCGGGUAACGUGUGCUGGUGUGUGGAUGAGUUUGGAAACGAGAAGAGUGGAACCCGUACCAACAAUGGUCAACCGAACUGUGAGCUGUUCCCAAAAACGGAAUGUCCACUGCUGAAAUGUCGUCCAUGUGAGUACGGCUACAAGAUUGAUGCGAACGGUUGCAAGACCUGUGAAUGCCGGGAUCCGUGCGGAGAGAUCUCCUGUCCGCGUGGAGAAGAGUGUCAACUUAUCCAGGUGGAGUGCAUUUCGGUGCCCUGUCCAAAAAUGCCAAUCUGCGUACCGAUUCGCGAGUCCGUCUGUCCCGAGGGAUUGCCUUUGCGUUCCAGCGGUCGGGAGAUUGUAUGUGGACCGCAAACCGAUGCGGACACGUGUCCGUCGACACACAUCUGCCAACUAAACCCAAUCAGUAAUCGAGGGGCUUGUUGCGGGAAGACAAGAGACGUUUGUUUUGAGUCGAUUGAUCAGAGUUGCCUGCAGGUGACGGAAUCGGGAUCUGAAAGUAACGAGCUGGACAGCAUCACACGAUGGCGUUUCAGUCCACGGUUGAACAAAUGUGUCCCAGUGACACUGCCACGUGGCGUAUUCUGCCAGUCAAAGAACCUGUUCCACAGUGAGCAGGCCUGUAACGGUGUUUGUCCAGUACUGUCCCAGUGCGAACGUCUUCGUCUAAAGAACGCGAUGGCAGCUAAGCGAGCAGGUCAACCAAACACCUGGUUCCAGCCACGUUGUGAUCCGGAAACUGGUUUUUGGAGUCCUGUGCAGUGUCUCGGAUCGAUGGGAGCAUCAUCGGCCGAUUCUAACGAAACGAAUAGAACAGCAUCAAUGAACACGGAUUCUCCAGCCGCAGUCGGGGUGUGCUGGUGCGCCGACAAGAAGGGUGCUCCGGUGAAAGGCUCGCUAACGAAAGGCUCCGAACCGAAGUGCAGCAGUCGACAGGCACGUCGGCGUGGUGACUCAAUUGAGACGUCCUCCAGCGAUCCAGUGAUGGAAGAACUGAUACGACAGAUCACGUUCCUGGUGGACGAAAACAACUAUCUGGUGGAUGAAGAUCUAGAGCCUGUUCAGCCGGUCUCUGUGGCCAGCGCCAACUACGCUCCGGAACCACGCUACAUCGGUUCAGUGUCAUCCGCUACGGAAAAGGUCAUCGAGCUGGCACGCACCGCCGAGAGCCGCAAUUACAUUAGUGACAACGGAGCCGAACCUAUCGCCAAGCGACUUAGCGCUUCUGCAACACGAUGCCAAGCCCUGCAAAUGGCUGCCUCCUUUCCGGUGGCCUGUGAUGAGGCCGGUUCGUUCGAGCCGAUGCAAUGCAAUGGUGAUACGUGUUGGUGUGUGGAUGCGGCCGGCAACCAAAUGCCACUGUCCAGCACCUUCAAGCGUGGUCAACGGUCCUGCCUAUUCACACCGAUCGACGUGGUUGAAAUCGAGCUACGGCUGAACAACGUCCACCCACAGCGGCCAUUGUUACAUGUCUACGAAACCCUCCGUACCGAACUUUCCAUGCUCGUGGGCAGCAUUUAUGACAACUAUCGGGUGCAGGAGAACGUCGAUGGAAGUGUUACGUUGCGGUUCGAUCUGAUCGAAAGCACCAAGGUGGACGAUGCGUACGCGAUCGAGGAAAUGGUACGGGAUGGAUCGUUUGCACUGUACCAUGGUCAGCUGGUAGCGGAUAUGACACAGUCUCGGUUCGCGCAUCGCAUCUCGGCAGGAGUUCCGCUGGCCCAACCAUCGUCCGGCAUCCCGGAAAAUACCUUCCAGACGAUCGUGUUCGUGCUGGCGACGGCAUCCGCCUUCCUAGUCGCCAUCUUUGUGGUGUUUGUGAUGCUGAAGCGGGGCCGCAGCACCAAAACCAAACACUACUCCAACGGAGACAAAAUAUUCGCCAUCGGUGCGGACAAGUAUGUCGACUACAGUUCACCCAUCUUUGUGCUCAGUGCCAACGAUAGCAAAUCAAUCCAGCAUCAACAACAGCAGGGUCGCUCCGAUUAA